Sebastes umbrosus (honeycomb rockfish) is the source of this 2597-nucleotide messenger RNA. It is a transcript of the gene agpat3, whose product is annotated as 1-acylglycerol-3-phosphate O-acyltransferase 3. The transcript is spliced from 10 exons. The coding region runs from base 513 to 1646 and encodes 377 amino acids. Gene Ontology annotation, molecular function: 1-acylglycerol-3-phosphate O-acyltransferase activity. NCBI's taxonomy places the organism in Eukaryota, Metazoa, Chordata, Actinopteri, Perciformes, Sebastidae. Gene Ontology annotation, cellular component: endoplasmic reticulum; endomembrane system. The record is from RefSeq and is a predicted model, not a curated record.
GAAGUGAGCCAUCUUUCAGUCUUCCCAGCAUUCAUUAGUGGACUCUUUUUGCUCUUGAUGAAGAUCCUUUCUUAUUGGUAGUUUUCCUCGUGAAAUGAAAUUCUCUGCUCCUCAGUAAACUCUUGUGCUGAUUAGUCAGCUCUUCCAACAGCAUCUGGGGUCUGGCUGUGUUCUUGCUGUCAUCAUCAUAAUCUCCCUCUUUCCUCCUUCUGUGGGAUUAUCAUGGCUAUGAAGCAGGACAGCCUGUGACGAUCCACUGCUCUCUGCAGGACUUUUCUUUGUUAUUUUUUAUUCUGGCAUUGAUUUGGUGAGAUACCAGGAGCCAAAAUGCUGAACCAGAGCGCUGUGAUGAUCUUCACUGGGAUCUGUGGGUCAUUGGUGCUUAUGGCCAUGGCCUACUAUGUCUACUGGUCUGUAGUAUUGGCUGACGGACCGUGUAAACGCGGCUUGUAAAAGGAUCCCACCGUGGUUGGUCGUAGUGUAUAGAGAGGAGCCCACUCAGCUCCUCAGCCAUGGCUCUGCUGGGCUACCUGAAGAGCCUGUUCAUCUUGCAGCUGCUGAUGGGCUUUGUGUUUGUGGUGAGCGGCCUCAUCAUAAACUUCAUUCAGCUCUGCACCUGCAUCCUCUGGCCGAUCAACAAGCAGCUCUAUCGCAAAAUCAACUGCCGGCUCUCCUACUCCCUCUGGAGUCAGCUGGUGAUGUUGCUGGAGUGGUGGUCGGGCACAGAAUGCACCCUAUACACUGACCAAGCCACGGUGGACAAGUUUGGCAAAGAGCAUGUCAUCACCAUCCUCAACCACAACUAUGAGAUCGACUUCCUGUGUGGCUGGACCAUGUGUGAAAGAUUUGGCAUCCUAGGGAGUUCAAAAGUGCUAGCCAAACACGAGCUACUGAAGGUUCCUCUGAUUGGCUGGACCUGGUACUUCCUAGAAAUAGUCUUCUGCAAAAGAAAGUGGGAGGAGGACCGAAAGACUGUCUUCAAAGGGCUGAGCAGGCUGAAGGACUAUCCUGAGUAUAUGUGGUUUCUGCUGUACUGCGAGGGCACCCGCUUUACAGAGACCAAGCACCAAAUCAGUAUGCAGGUUGCAGAGAGUAAAGGCCUGCCCAAGCUCAAAUACCACCUACUCCCCCGAACCAAAGGAUUCACCACCACACUGCAGUGUCUUAAGGGCACAGUAACUGCUGUGUAUGAUGUGACUCUCAACUUCAAAGACAACCAAACCCCCACUCUCCUGGGCAUUGUCAACGGCAAGAAAUACAAGGCUGACUUGAGUGUAAGGCGGUUUCCUGUGGAGGAUAUACCAGAUGAUGAGAAAGAGUGUGCCAUCUGGCUGCACAAGCUCUACCAGGAGAAGGAUGCCUUACAGGAAUACUACAAAAAGGAAGGCAAGUACCCCGGACCCACAAUAAUCCCACGUCGCCGGCCAUGGACGCUGCUGAACUUCAUGUUUUGGGCCACCCUGCUGCUUUCGCCCCUCAUCAACUUUGCUUAUGGAGUGGCAGUCAGUGGCUCCCCCCUCCUCAUCAUUGGCUUUAUCAUCUUCCUCAUCAUAGCCUCGAUAGCUAUCCGCCGCCUCAUAGGGGUCACCGAGGUGAAGAAAACAGGCUCCAGUUACGGCAACCCGGAGGCCAAGAAACAAAACUAAAGUGUGUCACCCCCCCUUCGUGUACGGCCGUGUCUGUACGGUCACCCUGCGGUGUCUCACCCCUACCCAACUCCAUUCUCCUCCUACUGUUGAGUCAGUUGGCAGGCCGGGGAGGAGACCCAGCUGUGAAAACAUAAUAGAGACCAGAGUUAGAAAUACUAAUGGCACUUGAGUGAGAGAGAGAGCGUGGAAGGUCUCAAGGUUCAAGCUCUCUGGUGUAACACAGAACAUAAAGGAGGGGGAGAUGCAGUACUGUAUUCUCCUGCAUCUUUCUUAAUCCAGCUAGCGACCCACUGUCCACAACAUCCAAGUCCCAUUAAAUCCCGGUAACACCCAAGGUUAAGCUCCUAAACUGUCUGAGGUCACAUGGACAGAAAGUCAGCCCAUUUCCUGCUCUGCUCUACCUAUCUCCACUUCCUGUCAUCAGCCAAUCAGGGAGUGGUGACAUGCUCAUUCUUUUACAGACCGAUCCGUAUCUGAUUUAAAAAAAAAAAAAAAAAAAAAAAAUCGUAACCAUCCAGGGACGGUUUGUUUCUGCAACAUGCAAGACGUCUCCCUCCCUUUUUUUUCACUUAGUGGGACUUGUAAUGGGAUCCGGUGCCUUGACGCCCAGCCUGGCUUCCUUAAUCUUAAAGGGUCGGUUCACCCAAAUCACAACACAUUUACUAUUUAACUUCUAAGUAUCUAGCCAGGUGAAUAGUUUGGGUUUUUUUAUGUGCCCAGGGUCUGAGAUAGCCACUGACACUUUUACAGCCCCUCCAAUACAAUGUAGGUGAAUGAAAUGUUGUCCAUGGUGCUCAAAUCAUUGUAAAAGUACAUUUGAUAAACUUAACCCUGUGGUUUCUUCCCAGAAACAAUGUCUCUGUUACUUUGGAUAAUUUCUGAUAAUGUUCAUCAGUAAAUAUCUGUUGGUUGUAAAAAGAAUAAAUAAUAAAUCAUAGUAAAAACUGA